AGAGACCGAGGAGGGAGAAGGAGGGUGUAUGAGGGAGAUGGUGCCCACGGCUUCAGUGCUUCUUCUUCCACUGUGCGCAGUAUUAACUCUGCCCUCUCCCAGCGCCAUCGCAAAUGUCUUCAUCGGAGCAGACUUCUGUUUUCCUGUCAACCGUACUAUCGAACAGCAACAUGAAGUUGUCCUGGAAAUGAAGUCUCCAAUUAACCUCAAAAUAAUGGUUUGGGACUCAAAACAACCGUACAGGCCAGAUAUUCACCCGAGUUACAGGGGUAGAGUUCUUUGCCUCAAGCGUGGUGGUGUGCUGGUGAGCAAUGUAUCUCUCGAUGACAGUGGGAUAUAUGAGAUCAUCAUUAGAGACUUUCUGAGAAGCAACGAGAGCCACUUGGUUGAUCUGCGUGUGUUUGACCCUGUCUCCCAGCCGAUGGUGAAGAUGGCCGGUGACUGCUCAGCCAACGUCAGUCUGAGCUGCUCUGCCUCCAAAGGAACAAACGCCACCAUUUAUUGGAGGAAGAGGUUGGAGCCUAACAUCACGUACAAUGGGUCUGUGCUGCUGCUGAACCGUGGCAGAGGGGGGCAGGCAGCUGAGUACGAAUGUGUAGCAGAGAACCCGAUCAGUCAGGAGAUCAGUCGCCCACAACAGCCUUGUCAAGAGAAUCCAGAUCGAGAUCGCAUAUGGUUGAUUCUUCCUGUGAUUGUAGUCGCGGUGCUGGUCAUUAUCUGUUGCUGUUACCAGAAAUGGUGGAAAACAACAUUAAGAACAACUUGGAGUUCAAUAGCGGCCUUCACACAGGGAAGCGACCCAGACAGCCCGGUGAAGGAUGGAAUCCUCCCCUCUGGCGCGUAGCUGUCAUGGACGGUUGGACACAAAAGCACUUUACUGAUCCCGAUGCACAACAUCAGAGAAAUGACAGGACAGGACGGGAAGCCAUUCACACAACACUAGAGCCACUCUGCCAAUGCCACUAAUCAUUCCGGUGCUUUGUUACAUUUACGUUCAGAUGAUGGUCAUCCUUCAUCCUUCUAGAUUUGUCUCCUCCAUCACACAGCAUCAAAUUUCCAGUAAGAUUGACCUCUUUGUGCUGCUUCAGC
Callorhinchus milii (elephant shark) is the source of this 1089-nucleotide messenger RNA. RefSeq names its product hepatocyte cell adhesion molecule-like. The coding region runs from base 29 to 844 and encodes 271 amino acids. NCBI's taxonomy places the organism in Eukaryota, Metazoa, Chordata, Chondrichthyes, Chimaeriformes, Callorhinchidae. The record is from RefSeq and is a predicted model, not a curated record. The transcript has 5 exons.